UUUUGCCAAGAUUAGAUUAUGUAUUGCGAAUUUCAAAAUAUAAUUAUUAUUUAAAAACAUUCCAAUAAGUUUUAAAGAGUGUUCCUUAAAAACCAGAGAUUAGUAGAUAUUACAUUUGACAUAUAUAAAUAUAACUUAUUAAUUACUGGGAGAUAUCGUAAAACACAAUAAUGAUAAAUAAAUACGCGCUUUCAUUAAGCAGCAGUACAUACAAGAAUCAUAUAUUUGAAGGGUUUUCCCGCUUGCAACAGGUUUAUUCUUCUUUAUUUAUUAUUCCUUAGUUUAAACGUUAAUCGAGUUUUUGAUUGAAUAGGAAUAGACAUUAAAUAAAACGUAUAGACAUUUAUUUUCACCACACCUGGUAAAGACCCUCUUGAUUAGGGUUGCCAACCUAAAUGUACAGUUUUGCGGUAAAUUUGUGAUCAAUUUGCGGGACCUGGGUAUACAAUGCGGGACUCCUUCACCCGGCCUAACUGGGAAAUGGUAUACCUAUUUGCUGUCAACGUAUUGAAAGGCAUGAAAAAUUCAACCAAGAAUGAUGAGUUUGUUGAUAUGACUUUGGCAGCUGAAGGGCAUUGGGUAAAAGUCCACCGGACGCUUGUAGCCCUUGCAAGCCCAUACUUCAGAGAAUUGCUUCAGAGUAUGCCCUGUCAGCACCCUGUCAUGUAUCUGUAUGGUGUCAGUCAUGAAGCAUUGGGGUUUAUUUUGGAGUAUAUUUAUACAGGUCAAGUCGAAAUACCUGCUGAAAAAGUACAAUCAUUUCUACACAUAGCUAGAGAUAUGCAGAUUGCAGGCUUGAAGAAUGUUGCACCACCUGAUGACAAUGAAGCACCAAGACAAGAAAAUAAUAGUAAACAUGUUUACUUCAAUGCUAGGCCAUUCUCUGCUGCAGAAAUGUAUGCAACAAGAAACAAUGAAAACAACACCAAGUUUCAAUUAAAGGCUCCCUCCAUUGUUAUACCUGAAACUAGAAAUGAGAAUGAAGGAAAUAAAUCAUUGUUCUUUAUGAAAAGUACACCAAUUUCAUUUGAGGAAAGUAAUGUAUUUCAAGAUACUGGAAAUAUAAAUGUGUCUAGUGAGACAAUUCGUUUAAAUUUGGCUGAAUUUGCAGCAACCAAUAAUGAAAUGAAUCAAAUGCUCAUACCAAUUCAAGAUUCCAGUAAUAUAAAUAUGCCUAGUGACACAGCAACCGAUACUGAUGUGAAUGAAAAGCCGCAAAGUAAUAAAUUACAAAAUAUCAGAAAUAUAACUGCACCCAACAAAAUGAUCAAUAUAACUGUGGAUGAAUCAGCAGUCACAAAUGAUGAUGCUAACAAAGAUUUUAGAAGUAAUGUAUUACCAAAUGUCAGAAAUAUAACUGCACAUAACAAGAUGAUCAAUAUAACUUUGGAUGAACCUGUGAAAACCAACAAUGAUAUUAACCAAGAGUUAAAAAGUAAUGAUUUUCCUAAUAUCAGAAAUAUAGACACAUCUGGCAUCAAUAUGAGAUUGGAUGAAUCUGCAGCAACCUUUGAAAAUAUUGACAAAGCACAAAAAAGUAAUGAGGUCCAAAAUAUCAGUAACAUAAAUGUACCAGGUAAAAGAAUCAAUAUAACUCUGAAUGAAUCUGCAAGCAAUGAUAAUCUUAGCCAAAAGCCCGUUGCUAAAAUUGAAAUACUUAGCUCUACAAAUGAAAGCAAAUGUAGCAAUGCAGGUGUGAACUUGACAGGACAAGGGCAGUUGCCACAGUUAUAUGUCCAAGCCUUAGCAAAUAUCAACAAUGAGAAAACAUCAAAUCAUCAUGAAACUAAGACACAAAGUGUUAAGUGUGCCAGUAGAAGCUUAAUGGACAUCAGUCAAUUAUUAAAUUUUAGAGAUGAUGUUCCCAUGGAUGAGGAUAAUCAAUCAGAUUUGUUGGAGACACCAGCUUCAAGCAGAAAUAUCGAAGAGAUGGGCUAUUUAAGUAAUAAAGAAGAAAAUGAUGAAAUGGCUGAACAAAUUAUAGAUACAGAUUCAGUACUAUACACGGCAUCAAAUCGGGGCGCGUUGCAGUUAAUACUGAACCGUUUUAUGUACUACUGCCACUACCAGCGAGACAACGGCCGCAAAAGGCGGUGGCGGUGUAUAGAAUACAGAGAUAAAAAAUGUCUCGCUGCGAUUGACACAAAUGACGAACAGGUUGUGGCAAGAAAGCACAAACAUUGCCAUCCUAAUCACGACGAAAAAAUCAGAAAAAAAAUGAUACGAAAUGAUGUGAAAAUUUUUGCGACUAUACAGAUGGCGCAAGAUAUAAGGAAACAAAAAAGUAAGACUUAGUAACUUUUUACCCUCUCGGAAGAAGUGUUCUAGUAAGAAAUCUGGUCAUCAUGGAACUGAAACAUAAAUAAAUGCUGUCAAAUUUCUUGUUUUAUAUUAUCGAACCAAAUAAGAACUUUUUACCCUCGCGGAAGAAGUGUUCUAGUAAGAAAUCUGGUCAUCAUGGAACUGAAACAUAAAUAAAUGCUGUCAAAUUUC
Messenger RNA from Cydia pomonella (codling moth), 2493 nucleotides. RefSeq lists its product as uncharacterized. The coding region runs from base 448 to 2295 and encodes 615 amino acids. Gene Ontology annotation, cellular component: nucleus. The transcript has 7 exons. Gene Ontology annotation, biological process: regulation of transcription by RNA polymerase II. Gene Ontology annotation, molecular function: protein binding. NCBI's taxonomy places the organism in Eukaryota, Metazoa, Arthropoda, Insecta, Lepidoptera, Tortricidae. The record is from RefSeq and is a predicted model, not a curated record.